Haliotis rufescens (red abalone) is the source of this 2632-nucleotide messenger RNA. RefSeq lists its product as uncharacterized. The record is from RefSeq and is a predicted model, not a curated record. Lineage: Eukaryota; Metazoa; Mollusca; Gastropoda; Lepetellida; Haliotidae. Bases 101 to 1795 code for a protein of 564 amino acids. The transcript has a single exon.
AGCUAUAGCAACACAGUUCACAGUUAUCUGAACCGUUUUCAUUUAGGCGAAAGCUAACCCUACUUGAAUAACCAUCGGUAUGAAAUAGUAACAUUUCACAAUGAGUACAGGGAAUCCGGAACUGACGAAAGAAACGCACAACAAUAGUGCACUGGAGCAGGAGGAUGGGAGCGAGGAUUUUCAUGAUUCUAUCACGAAUGAUUCCGCCAAUGAUUCCCCCGAGAGUCUUGUCAAAGCACAGUCACAAAACGUGGAAGAUUCGGUGGAACCAGAACCGGAUCAAGAGGAGCAGUUUUAUGACGUAACUACUGGUUUAGAACAUUGCAAAAUUGAUGAUGUGCCACCACAAGAUAAAGCUGAAUGCUCUGGAAAUCCACUUGAGGAUUCUUCUCUAACGGAUGAUGACAUUGAAGUAAUAUGUGAGUAUAUGUCUCCUGAUGUGGCCACAGAUUUCAAAGCUGACAUUGAAGCAGUGGCAAAUGCAAUGAAAACUAAAACAGAAGAUGAUUAUAAAAUUGACGACAUUGAAAGCGCUCCUAAGCAACAAACACCAGAGGCUGCACCUGAGUCAGACCAAAUUCAAAAUGGCGACGUUAAUUUACAAAUACCACCACCCAUCAUGUUUUGGCCUCCAGAAUGUUAUAUUUCACCGUCAGAGAUGCCUCGGAAUUGCCCGAUACCAGACCCAAACUACUUUAAUCCCUCCUUGAUGUUUCAACAACCUCCUCCAGAUCAGGUCUUUCCGCCACAUAUGUUGGAAUCGCAAGUCCUCCAAGAACAGGAAUUGGCCAAAGCUAAAACAUGUGAACAGAUCGAAAGUGGCUACUUUCCCUAUUCUUCUGGCGAACCUCAGUCUCCAGCGUGCUCAAGCUACACGCCGUCCUUACCCUACAGCCCAUACCCGAAUGCAUUCAACGGACAAUUCCCUGUGGGUGCGUUCGAUGAUAUGAGUGGUUGUGAUUAUUCAGGAGAACCAUCUCCCUUCGUCUACCCAUCAAUCUACGUGUCCACAUCCGGUCUCAUGACAGUCCUUCUGAAAAACGACACUUCUGUUGAGAUGACAGCAGACAGAACCGUGCGCAUCGUCAGCCACAGAAGUAAGAUGGCCGUGGCGUCCAGUGCACGUGGCAAUAUGAGUGUUUUGUUCCACCCGUCUGUCAAGAUAUUUCAAGAUGGAGGCACUACCAGCGUUCAGAUCAAUGAUGUAAAGGCCAAAAUGGCGACAGAUGACAUAUGGUUCGCGAAUGAACGCAGUUCCUUUAAAUUCGAUACCAACAUGAUUGAACCUGACACUACCACUUUCAGACAAAUGUCAGAGGACGAGUCAGUGAAUCUUCUUUUCUCGGCCGAUACAUUUGGCGAGAAACAUGUCUCACAGUGUCUUGACGCGGCGUCUCAGGCGGAGUACGAAAAUUUACCCAAGGGUGGAGUUCAAAUCCGUAUCAACAACGUCAAGAUCACCCAAAGUGGACGUGGUGAUGUGAUCGUAGUCACGGGGCCGAAGUAUCUGAAGAUGUCGCCAAAUGUGGGUAUCAUCCGAGUAAAUACUCACUACAUUGAGGUCGCAGUGGAGAAGGACUUGAGUACUCGAAUUAGAAGAGGGGGGCACACUUUAACUGCAAGCGAGGGACAGGUGAUGCUGUCUAAUGGCAGGAUCGAGGCGGGGUUUGAUGAACACAGCCGCCUGAAGGUGUUGUCCCUACCUGGACGCUCCCCCCUCGAACUCGGGGAAAGGCGACCUCGGAAACACACAGGAUCACCAAGACGAGCAACUGCCUUAGGUGGAAUGUUCUAAGAGACAUAAUUUGUGGUUGACAGUUUACUUACGUUAUAUAUUGGAGCUUUUUUAUUCGUUUAAAUAAGGAGCUACAUGAGACUUGUCAGCUAUAAUGUUAUUUAUAUGGAAAUAUAUGUUUGAAAUGCAAAUUAUUAAAUUUAGAGUGAGAUUCUAUAAAUGUUCUGUUAGCGCACAGGGAUUUUAGCGCUACGACUACCAUAUGGUAUCAAACCUAUAUACAGAAAGGGACCCUGGGGUCCGUUCCACAAAGCGAUCAUAGCGCUAAGGCGAUCCUAACUCUACACUUUAACAUAUAGACAUACGACUGUCGAAGCGCUACGAUCGCUUUGUGGAUCGGGGCCCUGGACCCACAUGCACAAUGAGACCUUUACGGUACACAGCAGUUGUAAGUCUAUCUAUACACGUUAGGUGUACUACGACGGCAGUUUCAGAAGCCGUCGUUUUAAAAGUGUCGUAAAUCCUUGAAUAAACGCCCGACGUUUUUUUAUAUUAUUUUGCAAGGUCCCGUGGACAGUUAAUACAGCGAUGCUUACAUAUAAUACAGGCGUUUAUUAUAAGGCAGAGGGUCCAGCGUUUUUUCAAGGAUUUACGGUAACGAUAGUUCGUAGCGCUUAGAUCGAUGUGUUCAAGUUAACGUUACAUGUAGUACAUGUGUUGAAUGGUAUACAAUAUUCAACGGAGAUCGGACCGUUUAAACCAUUCCGUUCUAUAGCAAGCCAUUAUCAUCAACAUUUUGUACAUAGGUUUCGGUGAAAUGCAGUCUGCGAGUUACCAUUGAUACGGAGACCUUGAUAUGUGAGGUGUAAGGUUUAUAAAGUUUGUUUUUGAAAUUGA